AUACAGCGGGUAAUGGCAUGGGAGUUAACAAUGACACUGUUAUGACUGGGGUUGAGCAACGGGUUGGUAUAAAUGCAGUGUGAGGUCUCAGGGUGCUCCAGUGACACUCCGAGCGAGCGCAGACGUAACAACGCGAGAUGAUCUGGACCAUCCUCCUGCUCGUCCUGCUCAUUUUUAUUCUAACAAACAGAUGGAGAUCCAAGGGGGAGCCACCUUUAGACAAAGGAGCUAUCCCGUGGUUAGGUCAUGCACUUGAAUUUGGAAAAGAUGCAUCCAAGUUCAUAAAUCGCAUGAAGAUGAAGCAUGGUGACGUUUUCACUGUGCGAGUUGCUGGCCGCUAUGUGACGAUGCUCCUGGAUCCACACUCCUACGACACAGUCCUGGGUGACUCCGAUUCCCUGGACUUCACACGUUACGCGCAGGUGCUGAUGGAGAGGAUCUUCAGACUGCGCCUCCCGUAUAGCCAGCAGGCUAAAUCAAAAGAAAUCAUGAAAAGGCACUUUGUGGGAAUGAACUUGGCCACUCUUAACAGCGCCAUGAGCAGAAACCUGCGAGCCUUGAUGAAAGCAAAGACGACCCAGAACCAGAAAGACUGGAAAGAGGAGGGACUAUUCAAUUUCUCUUACAGCUUGUUAUUUAGGGCGGGGUACCUGACGCUGUUUGGGGGAGAACAGAACAACAACCCCAUAGACCCUUCGACUGUCUACGAGGAGUACAAGAAGUUUGAUGGUCUUCUAGUCAAAAUGGCAAGGGGCACUCUCAGGCAAGAGGAGAAGAAGACAGCUCAGAGUGUUCAAAACAAACUCUGGGAGCUUCUGGCUCCAGCAGGUCUGACUGACGAUUCGGGGUCCAGCCCUUGGCUGCAUGCCUACAGGCAGUUUCUGCAGGAAGAUGGAACCGAUGCGGAGAUGCAGAACAGGGCUAUACUGAUGCAACUCUGGGCCACACAGGGUAAUGUUGGUCCUGCUGCAUUUUGGCUGUUGGGCUACUUGUUGACAAAUCCUGAAGCCCUGAUGGCAGUAAAGAGGGAGUUUAGCCAGAACACACAAAUGGAAACCACCACAGGGACUCCCCUCAUGGACAGUCAAGUGAACACCCCAGUGUUUGAUAGUGCCUUGGAAGAAGCACUGAGACUCACCGCCGCCCCGUUCAUUACAAGAGAGGUAGUGCGGGAAAAGACCCUCUGCAUGGCCGAUGGCCGACGGUACCUGCUGAGAAAAGGAGACAGAGUGUGUUUGUUUCCCUACGUCAGCCCUCAAAUGGACCCUGAGAUCUACCACGAGCCACAGAAAUACAAGUACGAUCGCUUUCUGAGAGAAGACGGAUCUGUGAAGAAGGAUUUUUAUAAAGGAGGGAAGCGGCUGAAAUAUUACACGAUGCCAUGGGGUGCAGGGACCAAUGGCUGUGUAGGAAAGCAGUUUGCCAUCAAUACCAUCAGACAGUUUGUUUACAUGGUGUUGACUAACUAUGAUUUGGAGCUUUGUGACCCAAAUGCUCAGAUGCCAGAAAUAAAUGCCAGCCGUUAUGGAUUUGGGAUGCUACAACCUGAAGGAGACUUGCCUGUCCGAUAUAAACCUCGAAAUACUCACUAGGAAAAUGAGCAAGAACAACAAUUGUAUGCACAUUUCAACACAAAAACUUUGUUUAUAGUGUCUCUAUGU
Messenger RNA from Pelmatolapia mariae (spotted tilapia), 1661 nucleotides. RefSeq names its product prostacyclin synthase-like. The transcript is spliced from 10 exons. Gene Ontology annotation, molecular function: iron ion binding; prostaglandin-I synthase activity; heme binding. The coding region runs from base 138 to 1592 and encodes 484 amino acids. NCBI's taxonomy places the organism in Eukaryota, Metazoa, Chordata, Actinopteri, Cichliformes, Cichlidae. The record is from RefSeq and is a predicted model, not a curated record. Gene Ontology annotation, biological process: prostaglandin biosynthetic process.